CGUCCGUCCUUUCAGCUUCUAAACUGAUUCAUCUUCCAAAACAGAAAACCCAUCUCCAUCUCCUUCAUCUCGCCGGCGACGGCGUGGGAAGAUGGCGCCGCCCGAUGACAGCAGUGAGGCACUGGAUCAUGGAACAUAUACGGCAACUCCUCCAUCUGAACAUCCUUUGCACACAGCUCCAAUCAUGCCCAAUGACGGAACCGAGGCACCGGAUCGUGGAACAUAUACAACAUCCCCUGGACCAGAACCUGCUUUGCCCACAGCUCCUCCACCCGUGCCUUGCAGCAAUCGCCAAGGAACACAAUUCCGCCAAGGACGAGCAGCACACCAAGGGACGAUCAAGAUUUGCAAGACGAAAAUAAUUUUUGUUGGGAUGAGCUUUCAAUCUGAGGAAGAGGCAUACCAGUUCUAUAAUUCUUAUGCUAAAAUAAAAGAAUUUAGCAUUAGAAAGUGCCACCUGAAGCUUAGAGCACAUAACACUGUAAGUGCCAGAUAUUUAGUUUGUAGCAAGGCAGGUGUGAAGGCCACUCAUCCAACACAUGUACCCAAGAAAGAACAAGCUAUUUCGACGACUGAUUGCAUGGCACGUGUUCAAUUCAGCAUCAAUCCGGAGGGUGUUUGGAGUGUUCAAAAAGUCAUCCUUGAGCACAAUCAUCAGCUUGUAAGUCCAGACAAGAGGCACAUGCUUAGAUCGCAGCGUCAACUCUUAGAUGCUGACCGCCACAUGAUUAAGCAAAUGAGGACAUCCGGAAUUAAACAAGCUGAAAUAUAUGAUUUCUGUGAGCUUUGGUAUGGUAAAGAUGCUAUGUCAUUCUUGCAAAUGGAUUGCAACAAUUACUUACGAAGUGAGCGCUCGAAGUAUUUGGAGACCAAAGAUGCACAAACAUUAACAGAGUAUCCAAAAAUAAGCAAGCUGAGGACCCUUCAUUUUUCUAUGCCAUGCAAUUAAAUGAUGAUGAUGGUACAAUAAUGAAUAUCUUUUGGACUGAUAGACAAGCUAUCAUGGAUUAUUCUGUCUUUGGAGAUGUUGUUUCCUUUGACACCACAUUUUCAACAAAUAAGUUUCCAAUGUCAUUCGCUCCAUUU
This is a messenger RNA of Triticum aestivum (bread wheat), 1086 nucleotides long. RefSeq names its product protein FAR1-RELATED SEQUENCE 5. Bases 92 to 949 code for a protein of 285 amino acids. Lineage: Eukaryota; Viridiplantae; Streptophyta; Magnoliopsida; Poales; Poaceae. The transcript is spliced from 3 exons. The record is from RefSeq and is a predicted model, not a curated record.